Emiliania huxleyi CCMP1516 is the source of this 492-nucleotide messenger RNA. RefSeq lists its product as hypothetical. Lineage: Eukaryota; Haptophyta; Isochrysidales; Noelaerhabdaceae. The transcript has a single exon. The coding region runs from base 1 to 492 and encodes 163 amino acids. The record is from RefSeq and is a predicted model, not a curated record.
AUGGCGACGACGACGACGACGAGUGAGCUGCAAGAUGUCACCAACUCUUUGGGGUCGGUCAACGUCUCCGUGGAGAAGAGCGCCUCGGCCACCUUGACCUCGCCGCGUGAGCGACGCCCCAGCGUAGCGUCCACGACUCCGUGCUCGGUCACAUCGCUCGCCUCGCUCGCCUCCAGCAACUUCAGCUUUGCGUCCGAGAGCGAGGAGUCUCCCGACGUGAUCAAGCUCGCCGCGCGCGCCGCUGUCGAGCGAGGAGAGGCCAAGACGCUGGCGCUCGCCGAGGAGAUGUUGAUGCUAGAGCUCGCCUGCGCAAAGAGCGCCGCGGACAUGGCGAGGAGGACUACCGCCACGAGCCGCGCGAGCGAGGAGGAGCAGGCCGAAGGCGAGGAGACGCCACGGCGCGCGGAGGAGACGCUGACCACUGAAGACCCGAACGGCUCGCGGGAUGCCUCAGACGUCGAGGGGACGCCAACCUCGGCCAAAGCUGCCUAG